Molecule: messenger RNA, 1892 nt
Organism: Sclerotinia trifoliorum
Lineage: Eukaryota; Fungi; Ascomycota; Leotiomycetes; Helotiales; Sclerotiniaceae
Source: the annotation of a GenBank genome assembly
GGCACAGCUGAAUAUUGUAUCCCAAUCCUUAUAAGUAUGGAUCGUCAGUAUGCAUUUGUCAGAGUAUUUAAAAUCCUAUAAACACACUUUGAAAUUGUUUAUUGCUGGUGCAAUUCGAUUUCACACAAUAUAAUGGACAUUUCAACCUUUUUAAAAAAUAUCCUUUCCGUUACCUUUACCAGCAACAUUACAACAUCCAUAGCUACGAACUUUACAUAUGACCUCCAACCAUUGCUCUCAUCGUCUGCGGAAAUCUACUAUCCUGGUUCGGAAGGGUAUAUAAAUGCUACCACGAGAUGGAAUGCCUAUACUAAACCAGGCCUUGAUGUUGUUGUGAAGGUUGCAUGUGAGGAAGAUGUACAGGAGACUGUAUGUCCAUUUCCAUUUCGAUGGGUCUAUUAUCUGCUCACUCGAUUCAUGCAUGUAUUGAUGGCCAGGUAAAUCAUUAGUUAUUAAUUAUUCACUUCCCCCAUCUAGAUUCGCUAUGCAAAUUCACACUCUGUGCCGUUCCUAGCCAUUUCAGGCGGCCAUGCUGCCUCCAGCACGCUUUCGGAGAUCGAAUCUGGCAUCGGUAUUUAUCUCCGCAGCCUUUCGGGUGUUUCUAUCUCCCCCGCCAAUGAAUCUCAGGCCCUUAUCCUCGGCGGAACUCUAUCAGGCGAGGUGAUCUCCGAGCUUUGGGACCUUGGGAAACACACAGCAACUGGCGCGUGCGAUUGCGUCGGUUUCAUAUCUCCAAUGCUGGGUGGUGGUCAUGGAUGGCUGGAAGGCCGAUACGGACUCAUGGCUGACAAUCUCAUAUCGGCGCGAGUUGUUCUGGCGAAUGGAACAGCUGUCACGGUUGACAAUACCCAGCAUUCGGAUCUCUUCUGGGGUCUUAGGGGCGCAGGGCAUAAUUUUGGGAUCGUCACAUCGAUAUAUUACCAGAUCUACGAUCGAACCCCUGAAGUUGAUAGUUUUGCAACUGCGACGUUCACAUUCACGCAGGAUAAACUAGAAGAGGUCUUCAGCAUCGCUAACCAGUGGCUCGCUGCAAAAUAUCGUCCAGUCGAACUCAUGUACAUGGGACUUAUAGCUUUGGAUCCGACCGUUGAUUCAAAGCCCAUAGUACAAUUUCAAUUACGCUGGCAAGGAGCUGACAACAUUCCAGACGAGUAUACGGCUCCACUUAAUGCACUUAAUCCAGUUAGCGUCAACCAGUCACACAUCAGUCUUCUGAAUAUCAACGCAUUGACGGGAGCAUCUCCCUCGGGUCCAGCGUGUGUAGACGAAAUUGGACGGCAACUAUUUCCCACCGUUUUAGAUUCCUGGAAUGUCGCCAGCCUACGUGCGGUCUUAGACAUAUUCUCCACUUUUCCCGCCUCAUUUAACAAUUCCUUGAUGUUCCUUGAAGGAUUUGCCACAAAUCGUGCUCUUGAGAUUCCCUCAGACAGCACGGCAUACGCAUUACGCUCCAAACAACUGCUUGCCGCGCCUCUCUUUACUUAUCCACCUAAUGAUGAAACCUUACAGCGUGAUAUGAUCAAACUUGGGAAGCAGAUAAGAAAUGUGAUGUUGAAUGGUACGGGAGAAAAGCUGCAUGCAUAUGUGAAUUAUGCGACCGGUGAUGAAAGUCAGGAGGCUCUUUAUGGGUAUGAACCGUGGCGCUUAGACAGAUUGAGAAAAUUGAAAAGGGAAUAUGAUCCAUUGGGAAGAUUUAACUUUUUUGGACCGAUUGUAGUGUAGUGCAAAGGCACCUUCUUUCCCUCUAGCAAGCGCAUCGUCGAGGUUUCAAUCCUCUCUUCGGUAGAUUACUGCUUUGCCGGUAUGGCUUCUACAUAUCCUUAGUAGAUAUCAAUCAUGCUACGUUGUUUUUGUGUUAUUGGAGCCGUUUUGUUCCAUGUUGAAGGGUAUUU